Molecule: messenger RNA, 2547 nt
Organism: Neoarthrinium moseri
Lineage: Eukaryota; Fungi; Ascomycota; Sordariomycetes; Amphisphaeriales; Apiosporaceae
Exons: 1
Coding region: 1-2547 (848 amino acids)
Biological process (GO): rRNA methylation; maturation of LSU-rRNA from tricistronic rRNA transcript (SSU-rRNA, 5.8S rRNA, LSU-rRNA); maturation of 5.8S rRNA from tricistronic rRNA transcript (SSU-rRNA, 5.8S rRNA, LSU-rRNA)
Cellular component (GO): preribosome, large subunit precursor; nucleus; nucleolus
Molecular function (GO): rRNA (uridine-2'-O-ribose)-methyltransferase activity; rRNA (guanine) methyltransferase activity
Source: RefSeq, a predicted model, not a curated record
AUGGGUUUCCAGAAGAAGACCGGCAAGGGCCGUCUGGACAAGUGGUACAAGCUUGCCAAGGAGAAGGGCUACCGUGCCCGUGCCGCGUUCAAGCUCGUCCAGCUCAACAAGAAGUAUGGCUUCCUCGAGAAGAGCAAGGUCCUGCUGGAUCUCUGCGCCGCCCCCGGCUCCUGGUGCCAGGUCGCCGCCGAGGCCAUGCCCAAGAACAGCUUGAUUGUCGGUGUCGACCUGUCGCCCAUCAAGGCCAUCCCCGGCGUCAUCACCUUCCAGUCCGACAUCACCACCGACAAGUGCCGCGCCACCAUCCGCCAGCACCUCAAGACCUGGAAGGCCGACACCGUCCUCCACGACGGUGCCCCCAACGUCGGUACCGCCUGGGUCCAGGACUCCUUCAACCAGGCCGAGCUCGCCCUGCAGUCCAUGAAGCUGGCCACCGAGUUCCUAGUCGAGGGCGGUACCUUUGUUACCAAGGUCUUCCGCUCCAAGGACUACAACUCCCUGCUCUGGGUCUUCAACCAGCUCUUCACCAAGGUCGAGGCCACCAAGCCCCCCUCGUCGCGUAACGUCUCCGCCGAGAUCUUCGUCGUCUGCCGCGGUUUCAAGGCCCCCAAGAAGAUCGACCCCAAGUUCCUGGACCCCAAGUCCGUCUUCGCUGAGCUGGCCGAGCCCGCGCCCAACAACGAGGCCAAGGUCUACAACCCCGAAGUCAAGAAGCGCAAGAGAGGCGGUUACGAGGAGGGUGACUACACCCAGUACAAGGAGCUGCGCGCCAGCGAGUUCAUCCAGACAAUCGACCCCAUUGCCAUACUGGGCUCCUACAACAAACUAUCCUUUGACCAGCCCGCCAAUGGCGAUGUCGCCUUGGCUGCACUCGACAAGAUGCCCGAGACUACAGGCGAGAUCAGGACGUGCUGCAACGAUCUCAAGGUGCUCGGGAGGAAAGAGUUCAAGAUGCUGCUGAGGUGGAGGUUGAAGGUCCGCGAGAAGUUUGGCUUCCCGACCAAGAAGACCACCGACGCCAAGGCCGCCGCUGAAGCGGCUGCUGCCGAGGCCACCGAGGAGGCCGAGGUGGAGUCUAUGGACGAGGAGCUCAAGAUCCAGGCGGAACUUCAAGCUCUGAAAGACAAGGACAGCACCAAGAAGAAGCGUGAAAAGCGGAAGGAGAAUGAGAAGAAGCAGCGAGAGAUUGUUCGUAUGCAGCUGAACAUGAUGGCUCCUAUGGAUAUUGGCAUGGAGGAGGCUGGCCCCCGCGGUCAGGACGCCAUGUUCGCGCUCAAGCCUAUUGACAAGCUCGAAGCCACGAACAAGAUCGUGAAAGGCAAGAUGGCCGUCAUCAGUAAUGCGGACGCCCGGAAAGACCGGGACAGCGGCAUCGGCUCGUCGGGGGAGACGGACGAUGAGUCUGAUGAGGAGGAGGAUCGCCUAGAACGGGAGCUGGACGGUCUGUACGACCAAUACAGAGAAAAGAAAGCCGACAGAGACGCCAAGUACCGUGCAAAGAAAGCAAGACAAGAACACGACGAUGGCGAAUGGGAAGGUGUUUCGGGAGACGAAGCCGCCUCCAGCGGCGACGACAUGGAGUUUGACCAAGACAGCAGCGACGACUCUGAUGAUGAGGACGCCGCACCGUCGAAGCGGUUAGUGACGGACCUGGACAAUACACCAACCGAAGCAGGAGGUCUAUCGAAGCGAGCAAAGGGUUUCUUCAACCAAGACAUCUUCAAGGAUAUUCCUGGGAUUCUUGAUGAACCCGAGGCAGAGGUUGCGUCAGAGUCUGACGCGGACAUGGCAGAUGAUCACAAGCAAGGAAAGCCAGCGCCCGCAGAGAAGAAGACGCCCACCAAGAAGACCAAGGGGAAGCCCGUCGAACCUGUCGAGCAGUCAUCUGCCUCCGAGGGUGAAGACGAAGAUGCCGCCGGGUUUGAGGUAGUCAAGAACCAGGAGCCAGAAGACGACUGGGAAGAUAAGGACAAGAGGCUCCCCGAUGGUCGCCUAGACAUCGACAUCAUCACAGCCGAGGCCAUGACACUUGCACAUAACCUUGCAACGGGCCAAGUCACCAAGCACGAUGUGAUGGACGACGGCUUCAACAAGCGUGCCUUCAUGGACCGAGACGGCCUGCCCGAUUGGUUCAUCGAGGAUGAGUCAAAGCAUGACAGACCGCAAAAGCCCAUCACGAAGGCCGCUGCUGCGGCCAUCAAGGAAAAGCUACGAGCCUACAACGCGCGCCCGAUCAAGAAGGUGCGCGAAGCCAAGGCCCGCAAGAAGUUUAAGGAGGGACAGCGCCUGGAGAAGUUGAAGAAGAAGAGUGCCCUUCUUGCGGACGGCGAGGGCAUGACGGAGAAGGAGAAGGCCGAGAGCAUCGCAAAACUCAUGUCCAAGGCCAAGAGCAAGAAGCCCAAGGACAAGGUCAAGGUCGUCGUGGCCAAGGGUGUCAACAGAGGUGUCCAGGGUAGGCCGAAGGGCGUCAAGGGUAGAUACAAGAUCGUGGAUGCUAGGAUGAAGAAGGAGAUGAGGGCGAUGAAGCGCAUAGCAAAGCGCAAGUAG